AUGACACAAGUUCUCCAGCAACAGCAGCACAGUCAGCCUGGUUCACGAGGUACGACGAGCUGUUCGAAUAGAAUGCUGCUCGGUUGGACGACCAAGCGAAGGUCAGAUUGCUGCUCAGAAAACUGGGAACAUCUGAACACGAAAGACACAGUCGCAAAAUUGAAAAGUUUGUUCGGGGCGAAAGAGUUAAGCUCUGCGUCGAGUUCGAGCUGGGAAAGCUGUCAGAACAACGUUGAAUUUCGCUGUGACGUCACCAUCGCCGGAAACACUCACAGCGAAGUUAUCCGGGUAACUGAAAAACAGCUGCAACUUCUCGGAUCUGAUUUGGUCGAUUGCUUUGACCUAUGGUCCGUGCCAAUGGAUACUUUUUGCUGCCAGGUAUCUAGUUCUUCGACUUCCAGCGCAGCGCUCAGUUCUGCAUUUCCAGAAGUUGUCAGUGAGAAACUCGGGCUCUGCAGUAAGGUACAGGAGAAGUUAGACGUAAAGGAGCAGUGCAAGCCCGUUUUCUGUCCCAAACGCCCGGUUGCAUACUCUAUGUACAACACAGUCGAUCAAGAGUUGGACCGGUUACAGCAACUGAAAAUCAUUACACCGGUCGACUACUCGGAAUGGGCAGCACCAAUCGUCGUAGUGCGCAAAGCAAAUGGUGGCAUUCGUGUUUGCGGAGAUUACUCUACAGGUCUCAACUUCGCUCUGCAACCUCACCAAUAUCUGCUCCCUCUUCCGAAAGACAUCUUCGCUAAGCUGGCUAACUGCAAAUUUUCAGUCAGGUCGAUCUUUCGGAUGCAUUUUUGCAAGUUGAGGUCGACGAGCAGUCAUCUGCUCACCAUCAACACGCACCGUGGUUUGUUCCAUUACAAUCGUCUUCCACCUGGUGUAAAGGCAGCACCAGUAGCUCAUCGACACCAUGCUAGCCGGAUGUGCGAGAAUGUACCCAGCGAAAUGAUGUGCAUGCGAUAG
Malaya genurostris is the source of this 960-nucleotide messenger RNA. RefSeq lists its product as uncharacterized. The record is from RefSeq and is a predicted model, not a curated record. NCBI's taxonomy places the organism in Eukaryota, Metazoa, Arthropoda, Insecta, Diptera, Culicidae. Bases 1 to 960 code for a protein of 319 amino acids. The transcript has 4 exons.